GAUUCGACUGAAGCUCGCCGUCCAGACCAUUAGCGGUAGCAUUUCAUCCAAUGCCAAAGUGAGAUGGUGUCAUCCUGUCUUGUUGGAACUACGCUUGGUUUGAAAUGGACUUUACUUUUUUCCCCCGGGGCACACCGUCGCACGUUGUUGUAAGAUCAUGAUUCCAGAAUAUGAGUAUGAGUGUCGAGGUAUCUCAAUGGACACAUUCUGACAAUAUAGCUACUGCAAUCUCCCUGGAGCUAUCUAUCAGUAUAGCUUAUAAGUGAACUGAUUAGAAGUAGCCUAGUUGGCGUGCAUGCUACAUUUAACAAUAAUGGAGAAUAAAGUUAUUGAUAUAUUUGGAAAUUGUAGCAGCAAGAGCUCGUCUGGGUCCGAAACAUUAUCUGAAGGGGAAAUGACGGCUAUUGCGAGCUCCUCGGUCUGUGGACAUAUCGACGAUUCAAGUCUAAACUCUUCAGACAGCGAAACACAAACGGAAAGAACGAGAGAGGAAAAAAGCGAGACCGAGGACAGCACUGAAGAAGGGGGAGCAGGGAGUGAAGAUCACCGAGAUUAUGCCGAGGAAGACGAGGACGAACUGAUGGAUAACAUCCUGUACCCUCCCUGCAUCCCCUUGCGAAAGUCCAGUAACCCCGAGGUGUCAUAUGGCUCAGGAAUCCCCAUGAAAUACAAGCGGCAGCUCAGUGAGGAUGGGAAGAGCCUGCGGAGGGGGAGCCUGGGUGGUGCCCUGACAGGAAAGUACCUGCUGCCCUACGCCUCCUCCCAGCCGGCCUGGCAGCUGCCCCCGGAGGCCUCCAACCUGGUGCGCAUGCGCUCGCAGACCCUGGGCAAGUCCGCCCCGUCCCUCACCGCCAGCCUGAAGGAACUGAGCCUACCCAGACGAGGGAGUUUCCUCACACCGAGAAGCUUGAGUCCAACUCCCACAAGCCCUUGCAGUCCAUGUAGCCCGCUGCACGCCUUUCAUUUCUGGAGCUGCAGGACGAGCAACAGGAAAAGUCUGAUUGGAAGUGGACAGUCUUCAGCGCUUCCUCGACCCCACUCGCCCCUCUCAGCGCACACAGGAACUAGUCCUCAAGACAGUCCAAGAAAUUUCUCUCCGAGUGCCUCAGCCCAUUUCUCCUUUGCCAGAAGGACGGAUGGGCGACGCUGGUCUCUGGCCUCUCUGCCCUCCUCGGGUUAUGGGACCAACACACCCAGCUCCACUGUCUCUUCGUCCUGUUCAUCACAGGAGAAGCUGCACCAGCUGCCGUUCCAACCCACCCCUGACGAGCUGCACUUCCUGUCCAAGCACUUCUGCACUGAGAGCAUCGCCGGGGACGACGGGAGAAGGGCCACGCCCAUGCGCCCGCGCUCACGCAGUCUCAGUCCUGGAAGGUCUCCGUCCUGCUGCGAUCAUGAGAUUAUUAUGAUGAAUCAUGUCUACAAAGAGAGAUUUCCUAAGGCGACGGCUCAGAUGGAGGAAAGGAUCCAGGAGAUCAUCCGGACACACGCCCCAGACAGUGUCCUCCCUCUGGCCGACGGGGUGCUCAGCUUUGCACAUCACCAGAUCAUCGAGCUGGCCCGGGACUGCCUGGAGAAAUCCCGCCAUGGCCUCAUCACCUCCCGCUACUUCUGCGAGCUCACCGAUAAGCUGGAGCGGCUCUACCAGGAGUCCACUGAGCGGUCCGAGAGCGCCGAGGUGACCUUCAUCAAGGAGCUGGUGAAGAAGAUCCUCAUCGUCAUCGCCAGGCCAGCACGGCUCCUCGAAUGCCUGGAGUUUGAUCCUGAGGAGUUCUACCACCUCCUUGAGGCAGCAGAGGGUCACGCUAAGGAGGGGCAGGGCAUCAAGACGGACAUCCCACGCUACAUCAUCAGUCAGCUGGGACUCACUAGAGACCCCCUAGAAGAAAUUGCACAGCUGGCCAGCUAUGACAGUGGGAUUGCUGAAACUCCUGAGACAGACGACUCUUCUCAGAGUCUCAGCGCUGCCCUGAGAUCUCGACGCAAGCCCUGCGAAACAGACUUCGAGUUGAUGAAAUUGAUCAGCAAUGGCGCUUAUGGAGCUGUCUACCUGGUGCGGCACAAGGAGACCAAGCAACGCUUCGCCAUGAAGAAGAUCAACAAGCAGAACCUGAUCCUGAGGAACCAGAUCCAGCAGGCCUUCGUGGAGCGAGACAUCCUCACCUUCGCCGAGAACCCCUUCGUGGUCAGCAUGUACUGCUCCUUCGAGACCCGCCGCCACCUCUGCAUGGUGAUGGAGUAUGUGGAAGGUGGGGACUGUGCCACCCUGCUGAAGAACAUGGGGCCUCUGCCGGUGGACAUGGCCAGGAUGUAUUUUGCGGAGACAGUCUUGGCCCUGGAAUACCUCCACAAUUACGGGAUUGUCCACCGGGACCUGAAACCAGACAAUUUGCUGGUCACCUCAAUGGGGCACAUCAAGCUGACAGAUUUUGGUCUGUCCAAAGUGGGCCUGAUGAACAUGACCACUAACCUUUAUGAGGGGCACAUUGAGAAAGAUGCCAGGGAGUUUUUAGACAAGCAGGUGUGUGGGACCCCUGAAUACAUUGCCCCUGAGGUGAUCUUGCGGCAGGGCUAUGGCAAGCCGGUGGACUGGUGGGCCAUGGGCAUCAUUCUGUACGAGUUUCUGGUGGGCUGCGUGCCUUUCUUUGGAGACACGCCGGAGGAGCUGUUCGGACAGGUCAUCAGUGAUGAGAUCAAUUGGCCAGAGGGAGAUGACGCCCCGCCCCCUGACUCCCAGGACCUCAUUACCCUGCUGCUGAGACAGAACCCGCUGGAGAGAAUGGGCACAGGUGGAGCCUACGAAGUGAAGCAUCACCAGUUCUUCUACAACCUGGACUGGAACAGCUUGCUCAGGCAGAAGGCUGAGUUCAUCCCCCAGCUGGAGUCAGAGGACGACACUAGCUACUUCGACACUCGAUCUGAGCGGUAUCACCAUCUGGAGACGGAGGAGGAGGACACCAACGACGAAGACUUCAACGCUGAGCUGAGGCAGUUCUCUUCCUGCUCUCACAGGUUCUCCAAAGUGUACAGCAGCCUGGACCUGUCCCGUGGGCAGCUGGAGGAGAAGGGCGAGCAGGAGGAGAAGAGCAAGAGUGCCAGCCCCCUCACCGUAGACUCCCUCAGCUGGACACCAGAGUUCACCGAAAUGCCGUCCCUGUCCCACUCCUCAGAGGUGGAGAGCGCCAGUCUCAGCCGCCGCUCGGGGCUGCUCCCCAAAUUUGCCAUCUCGGCUGAAGUGGAGGAGGUGGACGGGCCGCUGGCAUCGGCGGACUCCAGCAAAGUGGCCUUCACCAUUGGGGAAACGCCCCCGGAGGAGCCCGAGGCCACCACGCCCGGCAGCACGCUGAGCGGCUCCACCCUCUCAGUAGGCAGUUUCUCAGAGCAUCUGGACCAGCUGCACUCGAGGGGCGAGGGUGUGGAGAGCCCGGACACCUCCUCCAAGACGUCAGGCGACCUGGGGGCCCACGCUGCCGGCACCAGAUCCGACGCGGCUGACAAGCAGAGGGUCACCAGCAAAGUGCCCAAAUCUGUGUCGGCCAGCGCCCUCUCUCUCAUGAUCCCGGGAGAUGUGUUUGGGGUGUCCCCACUGGGCAGCCCAAUGUCCCCCUAUUCUCUGUCCUCGGACCCCUCCUCCAGAGACUCCUCCCCCAGCCGAGACUCCUCCCUCUGUGCGGUCAGCCCCCGGCAGCCGGUCAUCAUCCACAGCUCUGGGAAGAAGUUUGGCUUCACGCUGCGGGCCAUCAGGGUCUAUGCCUGCGACAGCGAUGUCUACACUGUCUACCACAUGGUCUGGAAUGUGGAGGAGGGUGGGCCUGCACACACGGCUGGGCUGAAGGCUGGUGACCUCAUCACGCACGUUAAUGGGGAGCCAGUGCACGGACUGGUGCACACUGAGGUGGUGGAGCUGCUUCUGAAGAGUGGCAGCAAGGUGGCCAUCUCCACCACGCCCUUUGAGAAUACCUCCAUUAAAACUGGGCCGGCCCGAAGGAACAGCUACAGGAGCAAAAUGGUGCGAAGGACAAAGAAACCCAAGAAGGAGAAGACCCAAGAAAGGCGAAGAUCCUUGUUCCGACGUUUUGCCAUGCAGCCCUCUCCACUGCUCCACACCAGCCGCAGUUUCUCCUCUCUCAACCGCUCCCUGUCAUCAGGGGAGUCCCUCCCAGGUUCGCCCACCCACAGUCUGUCUCCUCGCUCUCCCACCGCUGCCUUCCGUUCAACCCCUGACUUCAACCAAUCAGGUGGGACCUCUUCCCAAAGCAGCUCUCCUAGCUCCAGUGCCCCAAAUUCCCCCGCUGGCUCAGGCCACAUCCGUCCCAGCACCCUCCAUGGCUUGGGCCCCAAGCUGACAGGACAGAGGCUGAGACAGGGGCGCCGUAAAUCGGCAGGUAGCAUCCCACUGUCCCCACUGGCUCGGACACCCUCCCCGACUCCCCAGCCCACCUCCCCACAGCGCUCACCCUCCCCACUCUUGAGCCACUCCGUGGGCAGCUCUAAAACCACCCAGGCCUUCCCAGCCAAGAUGCACUCUCCACCCACCAUUGUGAGGCACAUGGUACGACCCAAGAGCGCCGAGCCACCCCGUUCACCCCUCCUCAAGAGGGUGCAGUCCGAGGAGAAGCUCUCUCCCUCCUAUGCGGGGGACAAGAAACACCUGUGUGCCCGCAAGCACAGCCUAGAGGUGACACAGGAGGAGACACAGGGAAUACUCACCCCCAAGGACCACACCCUGCAGAGCGUGGAGGAGACGUCUUGCGAGCCUCCUGCUAUCACCCGGGUGCGCCCAGCUGAACAGGGCUGCCUUAAGAGGCCCGUCACCCGCAAGAUUGGUCGGCAGGAGUCCAUCGACGAACUGGACAAAGAGAAACUGAAGGCCAAGGUGGUGGUGAAGAAACAGGAUUGGACAGAGAGGCGGGAGUCCCUCCAGAAACAGGAUACUCUUCUGGAGCCUGGGAGCCCUGAGCCAGGCCCCUUGGAGGGCAAGGCUGGCAACUCCACGCUGAAGGAUGCCCUAUACAAGAAGCUGAACACACGGGCAUGUGAUGGCAUUAUGGAGCCAAUGUGCAGGGGUGGUGAAUCUGUGUCUGUGAUCAAUGAGGGAGUGAAGACGCCGUCCAGUCCAAGUCUGCCAGACUGGGGCCCCCAGAAGGGGGAGAGGCCAAUGCCCAGGCAGGGGAAGGAGGCAGGCAAGCCUGAGAGGUUAGACUUCAAGGCCUCCAAUGUGGAGUUUGCCAGGAAGAGGCAGUCUUUUGAGGAGAGGGAGGACUGCAUGUGCAGGAUCUCCCCUACCAUUCAUGAGGGCCUCCACCUCAGUGCCACAAGGUCUAAGAGCCUGCAGCUGGACUCUACUCUAGUCAUGGACCAUGUAAAGGGGACUAUGAGUGGAGUCCACACCCCGCCCAUCAUCAGCACGGAGGCCCUGGCCCCAAAGCUGCUCAGCAGCAGAGGGGAGAGCGCUGUGGAGAAGCUCCAAAUGAUCUCCUCCACUGAGGGGCCCAUCAGGAAGACCUCCUCAGAGUACAAGCUGGAGGGCCGGCUUGUCUCCUCCCUCAAACCCCUGGAGGGCACCCUGGACAUUGGCAUGCUGUCAGGGCCGAGGGCAUCCAAAACUGACACAUGCUUGUCCAAGAUGACGGUUUGCCACCCUGACCAGGGCCUGGGAGCUCAGGGGCGCCAACAAAGCCAAGCCGAAAAGCAGCUGCUGGUCCACCAGCAAAAGGGUACCCCUGUAGGGGGCCAUGGACCCUCAGUGUCACUCAGCUGUAGGAACCCAAUCAAGGGGGAGCCCAUCACUGGGAAAGAUAGUACCACACUCACAAGCAAUCAGUGCAGCAGCAAUGCUGACAAAGGCCACUUUAGAACAAAUCUCUCUAGUGAAGCAGUGAAGGGCCUGGCUAAGUUGGAGACUGCAGACAUGUGUGUAAAGGCUGAGUCCAGGCCUGGUGCGAAAGCGAGCUUGAGCCUGGUGCAUGAUCUAAGAGCUUCUCGCCCGAGUGCCCACUCCUCCUGUGGCAGGACCCCAUCCAUCCGUGAGGCCAGCAAUGAGGACCAGGAGGAUGAACCAGAACAGCUUCAGGAAAUGGCUCCUCCACUCAAACCUGAGAGUGUAGGUGAGGUCCUGAGACAGCCCUCAGCAGCUAAGACCUCAGAGCUAGGAAGCCCUGACGUGACACUGCCUGCCAAGCAGACAGCCCCUGAGGUUCAGUGUGGGGGUCAAGAUGCAGCCCCCCUAUCAGAAAUCAUCAAGGAAAAUGCAGACUCACAAUCGGAGCCAAGCUCCAGGAAACAGGGUACACUCAUGUCUUCUGCUUUACGUGGGAGCCUUGACGCAAAACAGGAACUCCUUUUGGAGCAAACAGCCGACCAACCAAAACAAAAACCGGGGAGCUGCAACAACCCGGGCUCGCUCCAAAAUCUGUUACCAAAUGUCCUGCCGUCCAGGUCUACCGUCACUUCACAAAUAUGUGGUGCGAAUGUGAUGCCCAAAAAUGUGGCCGUCAUGGAAGAGGACAGCAGUCUUGCUGGCAUGCUUUGUGGAAAGGAGAUCAGCCCUGGAGACAAGGUGGAGACAGCCAGAGAGCCAUGUGCAAUGGUAGAGACAAAAGGCAAUACAUCAAAGGAGAGCACAGUGCCAGCUAAAACAGAGGAACUGUUUAGGUGUGAUGAAAAGGCCGGUAAUCAUGCAGCAGCCAGUAGUGUGCAGAAGCAGAAUGCUGGUCCCACGUCACCAAAGAUGAAGGGCUUCUGCCCUGAGGCUUUGGAAACUGCGAAGGAGCUGCUGAAAAAUAGGCCUGUAGAAAAGGUUGAGACCAAGCAAUCCGACAACAAAAUGGGCACUCCUGAUAAUGAAAGCCAAAACCAGAAAAAAUUUACGCCAGACACGACAAGGUUGCCUUCCGAUCCAGUACAAACUGUGAAACAGUCACAAUCAAGCAUGGAGCACUCAAGUCCUGUGCAGACUAUAAACCAGCUACUGUCUGGCAUGAAGCAGUCUUUACCAACUGCAAAGCUAGUAAAGCAGGUACAGUCUGGCAUUAAAGAGUCUUCAAACCGUCUACAGACAAUGAAGCAGUCACAGUCUUUCAGUAAAGAGACUGCAAGCCCUGUGCCAACAGUUAAGCUGGUACAGCCAGGAAUUAAAGAGUCCUCAAGUUCUACGCAGACAGUCAACCAGGAACAGUCUGGCAGUAAAGAGUCCUCAAGCCCUGUACAGACAAUAAAGCAGUCACAAUCUUUCAGUAAAGAGACCUCAAGCCCUGUACAAACAAUAAAACACUCACAGUCUUUCAGUAAAGACACCUCAAGCCCUGUACAGACAGUCAAACAGGUACAGUCUAUUAUUAAAGAGUCCUCCAGUACUACACAGACAGUCAAACAGGUACAGCCUGUGAUUAAAGAGUCCUCAAGCCCUGUACUGACAAAACAACACUUGCAGUCAUUCAGUAAAGAGGCCUCAAGCCCUGUGCAGACAGUCAAGCAGAUACAGUCUGCUGCCAAAGUGUCUUCAGAUCCUAAACAGACAGUCAAACAAGUCCAGCCUAGCAUUAAAGAGUCCUCAAGCCCUGUGCAGACAGUCAAGCUGGUGCAGUCUGCUAUUAAGGAGUCCUCAAGUCCUACACAGACAGUCAAACAGGUACAGCCUGGCAUUAAAGAGUCCCCAAGCCCUGUACAGACUGUGAAACCGUCACAAUCUUUCAGUAAAGUGCCCUCCGGCCCUGUACAGACGGUCAAACAGGUGCAGCCUGGCAUUAAAGAGACUUCAAGCCCUGUACAAACAAUCAAACUGGUAGAGUCUGGUAAUAAAGAGUUGUCAAGCCCAGUACAGGCUGUCAAACAGUUACAACCUGACAUUAAACAGUCUUCAAGCCCUGUUCCAACAAUAAAGCAGUCACUCUCAUUCAGUAAAGAGACAUCAAGCCCUGUACCAACAGUCAAGCAGGUACCGGCUCCUGUUAAAGUGUCUUCAAGUCCUACACAGACAGUCGAACAGGUACAGCCUGGAAUUAAAGAGUCAUCAAGCCCUGUACAGACAAUAAAACACUCACAGUCUUUCAGUAAAGAGACCUCAAGCCCUGUACAGACAGUCAAGCAGGUACAGUCUAUUAUUAAAGAGUCCUCGAGUUCUACACAAACAGUCAAACGGGUACAGUCUGACAUUAAAGAGUCCUCAAGCCCAAUACAAACAGUAAAGCCAUCUGGAAGUUCCACACAGAUCGUAAAACUGCUGCAGUCUGGCAUGAAGGAACUUUUAACUCCCACAGAAAUGGUAAGACAUACACAGUCCUGUAUUAAAGAAUCCCCAAGCCCUGUGCAGACAGUCAAGCAGAUACAGCCUGGUAUUAAAGAGACCUCAAGUUCUACACAGAUGAAGCAGUCUGGCUCGGUUUCUGGAAAACAAGCCCCUGUAAACCCCCAAAUAAAUCAGAAAAUCAAACAAAGAGGAGAAACAUCUCCUGUUUCACACCCGGCUUGCAAAGCAGAAGAGGACUCUGGGAGAGGCAGGGGUAAAGUUGUGGAGCAGCCAAUAGUUAAGGACAUCCUCAGCGCAAAACAAAAGGAGCAAACCUCCCAUCACACCUCGGGCAGGCCACAGGCUCCGAGGGAGCUGGCAAAACCCAGCAGCUGUCAGACAGCGCCUCCUGGUGGCACUCCAUCGCCAACGCUACCCAUAACAGCAGAGAGGAGAAAAGAAGCAUACAAGCACAAUGAAGCACUUUCAGGCAGGCCCCGCAUUGAUGCAGCAGAAGAGGGGGUCUCGCGUGCAGCCAUGGAGGGCUGUGCAAAGCAGCAGGCUGAAGGCCUCGGAGCAGAGCCUCAUAAGCAAACAGGGUUUGGCGGCACAACCAGAACAGAACUGAAACCAAGUGCGGGCGAAACAAAGGCCGGGACUUCUGAGAAGCAGGUGUCUGCUGGCAAGAAAGAGCAGGGUGAAAAGAAAAGGAAAGAAUGUGAGCAGGCAAAUACCCUGCCAAAAAACACUCGCAAAGACGCUUCAAAAACAGCCUCAACAAAUGACACCACAGCUUCGGAAAAGGACUUUGUCCGUAGCAAGCAAGCCAAGGAAUCAGCACGUGGCUCCACACUCAAAAAACCAUAAGAGGUACCUGAGCAGUAGCUGCCAGUUGUGUGGCCAUUUUGGUUUUUGGUUGUUUUUGGGGUGCAGUAUCAUGUUUGAGUUCUUUUGGAAAAGUCAUGUCUUUUCACAUGCCUUCUAUUUUUGAGAACCGGUGAAGCUGUUACCAGUGUUUGUACAGCAUGAGAAAGGUGUGUGUGUGUGUGUGUGUGUGUGUGUAUGUAUGUGUAUGUGUAUGUUUGUUUGUGUGGGAGAGAGUGUGUGGAUGUAUGGUAAAGGAAGACUGCUUUAUAAAUAUCUGUCAAUAAGAAUUAUCAAAUCUAAGACUGAAUGUAGACAUUAAUUUGCUGCUUGAUUUGAAUCUUUCGCUAAAAUGCUUUAUUUAUGGUGUUUCUGACUGUGUUCCAUUCACAGUUCAUUUCUGACAGUGUCAAAUCAGCAUUUUGGGGUUAUAUUUUUAUUAGCAGCAGAAAUUUGUGCAAUCAUUGUGAUAUAUUAGCAGCAUUUUGGAGGCCUUUUCAAAGGGUCAGUAGAUGCGUGCCAAUUUGGGUUUGUUUGGAAUUGCACUUCUAGUACCGAAUUAUAUAACCAUCUGAAAUCUUAAAAAACAAAAACAAAAAGGUAUUCAUCGGCAGUCUUGGGAAUGACCAUGUGCGUAUAGUUGUAAGCAAAUAAGUACAUUUCACCCUUGCUGGAAAGGUAGUCUGGCAUAUAAAUCAAAAGCGCUUAGCACAUCAUUGAAUCAACCAUUUAAAGUGAAUAUCAUCUUAGUGCUGAUCACGCGCCAAGGACUCUUCAUGCUGAUUACAGUAAAUGAAUGUCGCCAAAAUGUUUAUUUUAUUGUUUGUUAGUGUUGCUUUUGUUUUUGAAUAGAGAGGGAGUGUGUUUUUGUUUUGGGUAGUGGUGCACAGAUGGAAUGCACUGAGUGCUGUGCUUCUCACCUAGAACUAUUUAAUAUGGAAUCAUCUUAUGGUUCUGGAAUUUCAUUGAGUCAUAUCUAGUGGAAGGGGCCUUACUGUUUGGGAAUUAUACUUGCUGUUUUUAGCAGGUUUUUGGUGAAAUUCACAUUCCUUUCACAUACAUCUCUUUACAUUUCUAAAAAUUUCAUUUUUAUGCAAACUACUGUAAAUAUGAACAACCUAAAAAAAAAGGGGAUUAAUGGGCUUAAUUGUGAGUAUUGUUUGUUUUAUAUGUAUAUAUUUUGUUAGGUUGUAUGUUUGUAUACUCCAGAAUCUGUAACUAGUUAGAAAUCAUUUCCUCUGCUUGGCAGUGAGCUAAUGUAAUGUCUGUACAUGUUCAAAAAAAGGCAUAGGACAAGACAAGUAUCAUUUCUCUCAAGCUCAGUCUUUUUAACAAUUUGUAAUAUGUUGUGUUUUUACUUGAACUAAUGCAAGCUAGUGCACACAAACUAAGAUCAAAAGGGAAAACCUUCCCCAAAAAUGUAGCUUUGGAAUUAAAAUCUAAGGGCAUAGUAAAUAUUUGCCAGGAGGAUAGGUUGCCUUGGUUAUGCAUUCAUACAUUGGGAUGCCCCUAUUGUGGGCAUUGCCAGUGUAGCUGUGACAGUCAAAUCCCAGUGAGUGUUUGUUCCUUGUGACAGUUUGAGGCUUUAUCAAUGUGAAACGGCUGUAAAAUAAAGUUCCACAAGCUACAUUUUGGCAAAGGUUCAUAGGAGUCUCUUUUUAAUCAGUCUGAAAUAUUUUGGGGAGAAUGUAUCCCGCUAUUUAAACACGUGUUUCUUGAGAUACAGUACAAAAUAGGAAAACGCACUUCUAUUCAAAGCACUCAUUUAAAAUUCAGGAGUAACCUUCUAUCAAUACAGAUUCACCAGUAUUUUGUUUCUGCCUAGUCAUAUUGUCUUCUGUGAUUUCAGUACACACAAGACAACAUUUAAAAAUGCAAAAACACAUGUAGUAAGCUGAAGAGAUGAAAAACUGAUAAUCAUAUCUGGACAGUGCAAACAAAUUUAUUCACACUUGUAUUAGAAUUAAAAGCUAAACUGGAUAUGCAUGUUCAAUGUACAACAACUCCUGCUGUAAACUUGCAGUGUUAGUCAGAUUCACUUUCCUUUUUUUUUUUAGUUAAGAUGGAGGUCAAAUACUUUUUUGUUUGGACAUUCCAACUGAAAAGGCCACCAUUGUUCUUCCAAUCACAUUUAAGAAAGGGUAGUGAGCACAUGCAUAUGGGCAUAUAAAUCAUUUUUCAUAUUGCUAACAUGAUCAGAUGUAGUGGGUUAUUGAUUUAUUUCAACAUAAAUGAAAGGAUACAAAUUUGAAUCUAAUUUGAUGGGCUUGCCAAACAAAUAUCUUCCAUCUUUUCAGUUCUGUCUCUUGAAAACAUUUAUGAUAACAUGCACCCAUUCUCAAUAAGUUUUUCCUCUUUUGUCCUUUCUUAAGCCAUGGCAUCGCUAACAUCUGCUCAAACACUGUUUCAGCGGGCAGUGUCAAACCUCUAAACACUGUAUACCCCUAAUUUGAGAGAGAUUGAAAUUAUACACACACUAUUAAUACAUGUAAUGUUGACUAUGCUGAAUCUUAUAGAUACUGUGUCUAAAAAAUAAUAUCUAAAUGUAUGCCUAUAAUUGGAAAAAAAUCAUUAGAAAUAGGAAAUAGAAUUUAGGAAUGAACUACAUUAGCAGAAAAUAAUGCUCAGACACUGAAGUGUUUUAAAAAAAAAAAUAUUAAAAUGCAUUUUUACUAAUUCCAUAAUUAUUACCAUCAUGUAUUUUGAGAUGGCAGGGAAGACCUUAAUUUAUGCACCUUAAUUAAACUGAGAUUCCGCACACCCCUUUAAUGAAAUGUAUGGGAAGAGCCAAAUAGCAUUGUUGAAAUGAGGGGGGACACGUGCAGUAUCUUGUGUUGUUUUUUAGUGUAUACUCAUUCAGCAGCUAAAAUAAUAAAAAAUAAAGAUAAUAAAAAAUAAAAACCACAUGACUGGGAGCGAUGGAACGCCUGUCUGUCCCCUUGCCUUUUCUCUGUUCCUCUUCUGAAGACCGCCCCAUUUGAACCCUGAAAGCACAUUCAAUGUUUGUUUACAGAUACUUCAUGGAUGUAUAUUUUGUAUAUUGUAUUAUUCAUUUGCCAAAUCUAUGUGCUGCAUCACACGGUGUAAUACGGUGAAUAGUAUAUGUAGCUUGUGCCUCAUCCUCCCAGCCAAGCCGUGCUGUAAAAGACUAAAGUCUAUGUGGUUGCCAGUUCAAAUCCGUGUGAAUUACUGUACCUGUCCAGUUCCGUAUGGUCUUUCGCUGUUUUUUUUCUUUUUUUCUUUUGUUUAAUUUACAUUUUUUGUGUGUAAAAACUAGUAUUAGAUGAAUUUGCUUAUUUACUGUGCGUCUUUUAGGAUCUGUGCAAUAAAGAAGUGUUUGCAUUUUGUAUUUUGCCCAAGGAAAGCUCUAUGGAUGUCAUAGAUGUUGUAUAUUAAACAGAUAUUUAUACUUCUAAAGUUGCAUAACACUAAAAAUAAAAAGCAUGACAAAAUUG
Messenger RNA from Conger conger (European conger), 12546 nucleotides. It is a transcript of the gene mast4, whose product is annotated as microtubule associated serine/threonine kinase family member 4. Gene Ontology annotation, molecular function: ATP binding; magnesium ion binding; protein serine/threonine kinase activity. The record is from RefSeq and is a predicted model, not a curated record. Bases 296 to 9094 code for a protein of 2932 amino acids. The transcript has 30 exons. Gene Ontology annotation, biological process: intracellular signal transduction; peptidyl-serine phosphorylation. Lineage: Eukaryota; Metazoa; Chordata; Actinopteri; Anguilliformes; Congridae.